Molecule: messenger RNA, 1062 nt
Organism: Mycena citricolor
Lineage: Eukaryota; Fungi; Basidiomycota; Agaricomycetes; Agaricales; Mycenaceae
Source: the annotation of a GenBank genome assembly
AUGCCCAAAUUGACCUCCCGUCCUCACCAUUCCACUGAAAUCAAAAAUCAAUUCAUUGGUGCUAUGUUGGUUGAAUCCAAUAUCAAAAAGAACGCUACAUCCUUUGGCAUCCCCUAUGAAACGGCGCGUAAACUUUGGAAGAAGUAUCAGGAGACCGGAUCAGUCGACAAUCUACCUCGCAGUGGUCGUCCCAAGAAAGUCACUGAUCAGAUGAAGGCCAAGAUCGUGCAAACUGCACGCGAGAAUCGCAGGAUGCCAUUCACAAACAUUGGCAAUCUCAUGAACCCUCCCGUUGGCAAGACAACCGUCGCGGGCAUGUUGGGUGACGCUGGGAUGCAUCGAUGUGUUGCCCGGCAUGUUCCUUUCCUCACUCCGGCCCACAAGGAGCAGAGAUUGGCCUGGGCUGAGGCAAAUUUGAGGAAGACAUCACGAGGGUGGGAAAGUGUCAUCUGGUCGGAUGAGUGUUAUAUCCAUAUGAACAGGAAUUCGGGCCGGGUCUGGGUGACGCGAACUCCGGAGGAGGUCUAUGAAGAAGGGUGUCUUGUUCCAACAUUCAAACAGUCGGCUGUCUGUGUCAUGGUCUGGGGUUGCAUUGCCCAUGACUUCAAGGGACCACUCAUCAUUUUGAAGUACCCGGGAGGUAAAGGAGGCGGGAUGUCGGCUGAUUUGUACCAGAAGCAGGUACUGAAGAAGCAUCUGCAUGCCAUCAUGAAGGAUCUUCGCAAACAUCGCAGACGGCGCAUCAAGAUUCAGUUUCAACAAGACGGUGCUUCGUGCCACACUGCCCACUCAACAAUUGAUUGGCUCGAGGACCACAAAAUCCCCGUUUUUCCGCAUCCUGCCUGUUCUCCUGACGUCUCGCCCAUUGAGCCAUGUUGGCACGAGCUAAAGAAGCGCAUCCGGGCUCGUCGUCCGCUUCCUACAACGUUCGAAAGUCUAAAAAAGGCAAUUCAAGAGGAAUGGGCCGCAAUCCCGAUCAGUGAUAUCAACAAGUACACGGGCACAAUGGUGGAACGUGUGAGGGCUGUAAUAGAUGCGAACGGAGGUCAUACCCAAUUUUGA